ACACGGAGCGCGCACACAUGUCCCGCGGACUCUUUAUGCGUGGAGCCCCAGAUUAGGCGCUCCCACGUCCGGGAAUGACAGCCGCUGUCACCGCGAGUGACAGCUUUCACUCUGGCCUACUGCAGUGAUCCACCGAACCACUGACGGUUUGACACAUCCGACUCCGGUCCGGAUCGGAUCCACCACAGACGGGGACUAUGCCAGAGAUGGAGAAAGGGAGACCACCAGAAAGUAAACGCAGCAGGAAACCCGCGCAUCCCGUAAAGAGGGAAAUUAACCAGGAGAUGAAGACUUUUGCAGAAAGCACUAUGAAUGAGCUCCUAGGAUGGUACGGCUAUGACAAAGUGGAUCUUCGAGAUGCUGAGGCCAACGAGAUCAGGAACUACAGGGAGAGACGCCAGCAUGUAUCUGUGUUGAAAGAAAACUCUUUGCCAAAACCCAAGACCCUCGACAGCAAAGUCAGUCACACGGUCCUCGCUAUGAAGAGUGUCGAGAGGGAAUCAUUCACUGUUCCCUCAUCUUCGUCUUCAUCAACAAGCACCUCCUCAAGCACGGCCAAGGAGCACAAGAGUGCACCCGUGAUUGUGCCACUCAUAAAGCCAUCAGCAGUGGAUGACGUACAAAAUGUACAGAUCGUGUGCGUUUGGUGCCAAAAAGAAGGUGUUAAGCGCUACUCUCUAUGCAUGGGUUCUGAGCUCAAGAGCUUCUGCAGUGAAAAGUGUUUUGCCGCCUGCAGACGGGCCUACUUCAAGCGCAAUAAGGCCAGAGACGAGGACCUCCAUGGGGAGAGAUCUCCCCAGCACCCUCAUACAGAGGACACACCAAGGCUGGUGAUGAAGAUAAACAGCAAUGUUAGAUCUCUCUCUCCUGUGUUGCAGGUGUGUGAUUGGUGUAAACAUGUCCGCCACACGAAAGAAUACCUUGAUUUUGGAUCUGGCGAAGAGCGACUUCAGUUCUGCAGCACCAAAUGUCUGAAUCAGUACAAGAUGGAUGUGUUCUACAGAGAAGCACGUGCGGCUCUUACAUGCUCCAGCCCAGCUAGGGCUGGACAGGAGGGGAGGUCAGAUCAUAAUCUUGUUGGGCAAAAGCUUCUCACUCCAGAGUCUUGGAACAAUGGUAGCAGUACAGGCGAAGCACUUCAAAGAGACAAAUCGCCAAAGGGCCCUACACCAAUCCCGGGUUCAUCAGAAUCAUCCUCGAUAUCUCCAUCAGAGUCAUCAUCUUCUAAGCUUCCUGUCAGUGGGCAGAGAAGUCUUGACAGGCCCAUCCAACCUCCUCCACCUCCUCCUGCUGUAGAGGUGUCACCUCAUUCUGCACUAAUUCCUCCUCCUCUUCCACGCCACCCUCUAGAACAUUCACCAAUUCCCCAGUUGCGAAUGCCCUUCAUUAGACCUCCUCUUCAUGCCCAGGGCCUUAGAAGCCCCCUUGCUAAUAACCACCAUCCAAGACCUCCUGGUCCCUCUUCUAGCCCCAUCCACAGACCCGCUCCCUCUCCGCACCUGCAGCCUCCCACUUCCUCCUCUAUUAACCCACCAGGAUUGAUGCAUCCUCUCCCUCGGCACUACUACCCUGGUUUGCACUCUCCUCCACUUAUGCUACCAAGAGGCCCUGUGCCAAUGCCUCCUAUAAUGAACUUUGGCAUUCCUUCCUUUAGCCCCCUCCUACCCCAGCCCACAGUCCUGGUACCGUACCCUAUUAUCGUUCCCCUUCCAGUCCCAAUACCAAUUCCAAUACCCAUUCCAGUCCCUCCAAAAAGAAAUCUUGAAACCCCAAAUCAUACUGGUGUUAUACAACCUGUGCCAGAGGGAAUAGACAGAUGUAGAUCGAUACCUGCAAGGUUUCCUUCUCCUGGGAUUCCUGAAGGAAACAGCCAAUUGCUACACCACAGAAUAAGUGGAAAUGUGCCUCAUAGUCUCCCUUCACCCAGUGACCCCAAUUCCAAAGACAUAGGUUGGGUUAAAUCAGAGAGGCCAUUCUCGUCCCCAUCAUUGAUGUGCCACAGUGGGUCAUUGUCCCCACGAGCACAGUAUAACACAUCGCCCUCCUCUGCACGCAGCUCAGAAGGUCAGAUGGACUAUAAACAACAACAGCACUCAGAAAGACAAGUUAUACAGAGGGUUCUCCAGAGAACACAGGUGAAGGUAGAACCCAAUGUUAAAACAGCUGUAGACCUUUUGGGGAUAGAGGAGUCAGGUUCUAUGCAGGGUACCAGAUCAGGUCUCAGUAGAUCUAGCCCACCUCCACCAUCAUCACAGCCCUCUUCACAUGACACUAUAUACCAACAUCAGGACUGCCACACCUCACCGUCACGCAUACCAACAAUCCCUACAGUGAACAACAACCAAUAUGAUUCUUUGACUUCUGCCCCUAAAUCUCAAAACCAUGGUCCAAAUGGGAUUUCCUCAGUGCUAUCCAUAGCCUGCUCGGGCUCAGCCUUACCCCAGAAAGUACCCAUAUCACCCGCAGAUCCUGCAUUAACUGAGUUGGAAUCCAUAAAAGAAAACAAGUGCUCAGUUGUCUGCCCUGUCCGAGUUGAGGGCCAAGUUAACCAAACAGAAGAACCUUCAGCAGUAGUUAGGGAUGCAGGAGACGACCCACACUUGCCAGAUGAGGACCAUGCCUAUGCCCUACCCACUGCACCAAAGAUUGGUGGGACCACCACCCCACUGCUCUUGCCCAAACUCAGGGACAAGGGUAGCUUAAGGAGCCCUGCUAAUACACCCAGUGCUGGAGACAUGGAGCCAGCUCUAAAGAGAAGAUGCCUACGAAUCCGUGAUCAAAACAAAUAACAUAGUGGAUGAACAGCACCCCUGUUCAACACAGUAUGGCAGUGCCAGAUUCAGUACCCCGCCCUCGUGUGGACGGCGCCAGUGCUAACACCUUCUUGCCUGCUCCCCACAGCCCACCAGUGUAGCACGGCCUGUGGACCAGCAGGGUGCCAAAGCAGAAAGACCAGAUGGUCAUGUGACGUCUAUGGGCGGGUGGAGGUGGGGGGAGGGGGGGGGUAGAUGGCACAACACCAUCACACAUUUCGGACCAAAAAAAAGUGUCACAGGGUAGUGUGUUCUGUUGUGUCCAAGGAGCGUUUGAUACAAACCAUCUUUUCACGUCUUGUCAGACAAUCCCCUAAAGCGUGUUGAUGUUUGUGCCCUGUCCUCCUAACCCCCCUCCUCCUCUUCCUUGCUCCACACAGCAGACAAGGCACUGAUCAGCCUUGUGUGGUCUUCUCAGAUGGAGUCUGAACAUGAUCUCUUUCCAGGGGAAACGGCUUGUUUUCUCUGCCCAGCUUGCACAAAGAGCCACAUUGUUCCUCUCCCCAUAUACCACACAGACUCCCCGAUCCAGGUUUUGGGUUACCUGGCCGAAAGGGGGCUCAGACUUCAGGAGGAGAGUUUUAUUUUUUUUUUAAUGACAGCUAGAAAUAUAGGAUAACCUACUCUCCUCCAUCUCCUUGCCCAAUCUAAAUACACCAAGACUUGAUUUCUGAGGUAUUCAUCAAGUUCUUUCUCUGCCAGUCAGGGAGUGGUAAAAAAAAAAUCACAGAGGAAUUUUGGGCUAAAGACUGAUGACUGAGCAGUGAGACAAGAUGUCUGAAUUAGAUACAUGUAAAAUAAUGUAUAAAGGCAAAGAAUUUAAGAGGGCUGCCUACUGUUACACAGUAGCUAGGAUUUGAUCACUCCAGUGGUCCUGAUGAUGCGGGCCAUAGAUGAUGUUUAAAGACCCUGCCCAUCAAUGUUGGCCUGAUCUUUUUAGAUGGACAUUUGAUUUGACAUUUCCUUCAUCUACUACAAAGAAAAAUAGACAUUUUCUUUUUUGAACAAGGGAAUUCUCAUAUGCAGCAGAAUAUGCUGCCUUGGAAUUGUGUGCAUGUUACCCAACAUCCCACAGCGCCUCUUCUGGUUUCAGCCAGGUAGCGCAAUGAUUAACACUAAUAUCCACACAAUUAACCGUAAUCAAUUAUUUGUUAUUUAUGCCAAAUUUUUUUUUUCACUUUCUAUGCCAUUGCCAUUGAUUCUGCCUUUUUAAAAAGGCUGUUAUGAGAUGAUUCCAUGAAAUAACAGGCUUUAUUUAUUAUUAUUAUUCUUUUAGCCAAAUGUGGUGUUACAUUUAAAAAAAAAAAAAAAAAAAAUCAGAUGCUGUAGUAUGCAGCGAUCAGUAUUACAAGUCCCUCUUUUGGGAACCAGUCAUGAAAAUCCAGCCAGAUACUACGUCCAUUUUUUUCCCCUAUAGUUGAUCACAGAUUUGUGUUAUAAUAACUUAUGGAGACGCAUAGAUUUAUACAAAAGCAUUUUUAUUUGUGUCAUCGUCACAUGAGGUAUGUGAGAGUUUCGAAGCUCUUAAAUCCCCGUUCUGUUGAUGCAGUUGGGGUCCAAAUGUAUACGAACAGUGACAAUAUUUUAAUGCAACACCACAAAAGAGAGUAACGUUGGUAGUGUAUGCGGUGGUUUUAAUAAUGAAUAAAUGAUCAAAACAUUUACUGUCCAAAUACAGUACUGUACUCCUGUAAUCUAGCUGUAUACUGAAUCCCCACUAGAGAGCAGUGUAUGCUUUGGAAAUGUUAUACCUGUCGGUUUGUGAUGAGACAGCACCAAAAUUAUUAACAAUGCCACCAAACUGACAUUAAAUGCCAAAUCUAUUAUCUAGGAUGCAUUUAUUUUACUCGUCUUACUCAUAAAUCACUGUCACAUAAAAAAAAGACCCAAGUGUAUAGUCCUAUUUGAUGGACGAUGUGGCGAGCUCAACUGUUUGAAUAAUCAUAUCCAAAUGUGACCCCCACCUGUGCCAUCAUUCCAGAACUAAAACCACUUAUGUGUGCUCACCCAAGCGUAAGUGUGCCCACUGUGGUAACCCAUGUCACAUCACAUCAGCCCACUCAUUCCAGCCUCCAUGCUCACCACCACAGGUCAUGCCAUAAUUAGUGGAAGUCAUCCUUGGCUGGCCAGGGGACUUGGAUAACAGCCUGUGUGAUUCAGUCCAGAAAAUAAGACAAAAAAAAAAAAAAUAAGAAUCCCGUUCUCACACCAUAGGCCCAAAAAAAUCAAAUACAAGAUUGCCAUUAAUUGUUUGUUGCACAUUUUAGCUAUUGGUUAUAUUUUCCUACCCUUAUGCUUCAUGUGUGCUUACAUUCAUUUGGAUAAAAAGUAAUUUAGUGCCACCGUUUUGUUGCUAUCACACAUUUAGCCAAGGGAUUAGAUUUCACAGAUUGUUUGUAUUUGAACUCUUUGUAAAGACAAAUAAAAGUUAUUCUAUGAGCAACAACCUGUCAUAUUUUUUUUCGUGCCAUUUCCCAAUAUUGAACCGAUGUUUACAUAAUUAACUAAGAGAGCAAGUUGCUAAAGUCUAUUUUUAGUUGCAGCAGCAUGUCAGUGAGGCUGCGCAUCAGCAUUCCUCAAAUACUGAAAGUCAGUGAGUCAAGGCUUUGAAACAGAUUGAUGAGAUAAGGGGGCAGG
Molecule: messenger RNA, 5450 nt
Organism: Corythoichthys intestinalis (scribbled pipefish)
Lineage: Eukaryota; Metazoa; Chordata; Actinopteri; Syngnathiformes; Syngnathidae
Product: sine oculis-binding protein homolog
Exons: 7
Coding region: 198-2789 (863 amino acids)
Biological process (GO): animal organ development
Cellular component (GO): nucleus
Source: RefSeq, a predicted model, not a curated record